Molecule: messenger RNA, 1043 nt
Organism: Malaclemys terrapin pileata
Lineage: Eukaryota; Metazoa; Chordata; Testudines; Emydidae
Exons: 2
Coding region: 11-889 (292 amino acids)
Source: RefSeq, a predicted model, not a curated record
CUCAAAAGACAUGUCAGAGAGAGGAUACAGCCGGGAUACAACGCAGUGCCGCGUGAAAAUCAAGGAGCUGAGACAAGGCUACCAGAAGACCAAAGAGGCAAACGGACGCUCCGGAUCCCAUCCCCAGACAUCCCGUUUCUACGAGGCACUGCAUUCCAUCCUCGGUGCGGCCGCCACCACUACCCCACCACUGACCGUGGACUCUGAGGAUGGGAUAUUGUCCACGGCCGGUUCCUCGGACAUGUUAGCGGACGGGGAAGAUGAGGAAGGAGAUGAGGAGGGCGAGGCAGUCGGCAGCGCUCACAACACUGAUUUCCCCGACAGCCAGGAUCUCUUCAUCACCCUUACAGAGAUCCCCUACGAAGCGUCCCCAGCCGUUACCCCGGACACAGAAUCUGGGGAAGGAUCAGCCACCACAUCUGCGACUGUCUCACAACCUAGCCUGGCAUCACACUCCCAGAGGCUAGCGAAGAUUAGGCAUAGGAAGAAGAGGACACGGGAGGACAUGUUCUCUGAACUUAUGGCCUGUUCCCAAGCCCAGGCAGCACAGCAGACCCAGUGGCGGGAGAAAUUGACCCAAAUGCAGCAAGCAAACAUGGAUCGGGAGGAGAGGUGGCGGCAGGAAGACCAGCAGGCGACUCAAACGCUGCUUGGACUACUGAGGGAGCAAACAGACACGCUCCGGCGCCUUGUGGAUGUUCUGCAGGAACGGAGGCAGGAGGACAGAGCCCCGCUGCAGUCCAUCUCUAACUGCCCUCCCCCGCCACCAAGUCCCAUACCCACCUCACCCAAAGUGCAAAGAAGGAGAGGCGGCAGAGUCCCUGCUAACUCUCACUCCACCCCUGCAGAGAGCUCUAGUAGCAGAAGGCUCUCAUUCCCCAAAACUUGAAAAGUUCUUUCCUUCCCGCCUGACACAAGCCCCCGUCCAAGUUUCACCUCCCAGUUCCAUGUGUAGUUGAUAAUAAAAAAUACGUUCAUGUUAAGUACUGUUUCAAUGAUGUUCUUUUGGAGGAGGAGGGGAAAGGGGGUUGGUAAUGGGACAG